Lolium rigidum is the source of this 676-nucleotide messenger RNA. Its product is annotated as O-fucosyltransferase 9-like. The record is from RefSeq and is a predicted model, not a curated record. Bases 143 to 676 code for a protein of 177 amino acids. The transcript is spliced from 5 exons. NCBI's taxonomy places the organism in Eukaryota, Viridiplantae, Streptophyta, Magnoliopsida, Poales, Poaceae.
GCUUCUUGUCGCCACACGCCGCACCGCCAAGCUGAGCGCAGGGAGGACGAAGGAGCGCGGCAGCGCAGGAGGCCGACAACCCAUGGAUUCAGACAUCAACAGCUAAACUGACGAUCACUAUCUGCGCAAGGAAUAGAUUGAAAUGGAAAAUGCCCGUGAAAGGAGCUGGAGAGGAAAGUUUCACCGACCUGGUCGAGUUAUCAAUCCUGAGGCAAAUAGAAGAGAUGAAAAAUGCCCACUUACUCCUCUAGAGGUUGGUAUGAUGCUGCGAGGCAUGGAAUUUGACAAUACAACCUUCCUCUAUGUAGCUUCUGGCAAAAUAGAGAAUGCUGCAAAAUACAUGGCUCCCCUUCGCCAGAUGUUCCCUCUUUUAGAGACCAAGGACACUGUUGCUUUGCCUGAAGAACUUGCUGAGUUUAAGGGGUACUCAUCUCGGUUAGCAGCAUUAGAUUACACUGUCUCUGUUCAGAGCCAGGUGUUUGUGACGACUCAAGGGGAGAACUUCCCUCACUUUCUGAUGGGGCACAGGCGUUACCUGCUAGGAGGGAAUGCAAAGACAAUAAAACCUGAUAAAAAGAAGCUGGUCUUAUCUUUUGAUGAUCCGAAUAUCAGCCUAAUUGCUGAAGCAGUUGUUUCUCACCCAAGGCUGGCCUUCUUAUCUUUCUGCCAACCAUGA